Molecule: messenger RNA, 1346 nt
Organism: Tinamus guttatus (white-throated tinamou)
Lineage: Eukaryota; Metazoa; Chordata; Aves; Tinamiformes; Tinamidae
Source: RefSeq, a predicted model, not a curated record
AUGGGUAGGUGGAGGCAGAUGGGCUACUUGUUACAGGUGUUGCCUCUUGACAUGGUGAUGGUGGCCCAGGGGCCUGACUGUGGGAUUUGGUCAGGAGCUCAGCUGGCCCCCGAGCAGCUCCAGAGCCGCAAGCGCCGGACAGCAGAGGUGACCGCGCUGGGAGACUCCAAAAACGCAGUAAUCCCGGGGGAAGGGGUCCUCCCUCUGCGGGGACAGGGCCGGGGCUCUGGUGGCUCCCGGGAGAUAAGGAAAAGAGAAGAUGGGAAAAUCGCUAAGAAACAUCAAUACGAGAUUAAGAGUUGUUGGCCGCCCACGAUAACAGGAGGCAUCUCACCUUGCAUAAUUAUUGAAACACCUCAUAAGGAAUCAGGAACCACUGACUUCUCCAGAUUCAAAAAAUACAGAUUCAGAAACCUCUUCAUAAAUCCAUCACCUUUGCCUGAGCUCAACUGGGGAAAUUCCAAAGAUGUCUGGCUCAACAUCCUCAAGAAGGAGAGCAGAUACGCUCACUGCAAGCACUUCACGUCGCUACACGCCAGCCUGCAGCCCCACAUGAGGUCCAUCCUGCUCGACUGGCUCCUGGAGGUGUGCGAGGUGUAUGCACUGCACAGGGAGACCUUCUACCUCGCUCAAGACUUCUUUGAUAGGUUCAUGCUGACGCAGAAGAACAUCAACAAGAGCAUGCUGCAGCUCAUAGGAAUCACCUCGCUGUUCAUUGCCUCCAAGCUUGAGGAAAUCUACGCUCCUAAAAUUCAAGAAUUUGCUUAUGUCACUGAUGGUGCUUGCAGUGAAGAUGAUAUAAUAAGAAUGGAACUUAUUAUGUUAAAGGCUUUAAAGUGGGAACUCUGUCCGGUGACAAUCAUCUCUUGGCUGAACCUUUAUCUUCAAGUGGAUGCUCUGAAGGAUGUUCCCAAAGUGCUGCUACCUCAGUAUUCUCAGGAAAAAUUCAUCCAGAUCGCACAGCUCUUGGACCUGUGCAUUCUGGAUGUGAAUUCUUUGGACUUCCAGUACAGGACGCUGGCUGCUGCUGCGCUCUGCCACUAUACCUCAAUCGACGUCGUUCAGAAAGCCUCAGGCUUAGACUGGGACAGCAUUUCCGAGUGUGUGGAAUGGAUGGUGCCUUUUGCAAACGUGACGAGAAAAAUCCCUGUGAAACUGAAGAAUUUUAAAAAGGUUGCAGUAGAGGAUCGACACAAUAUUCAAACACAUACAAGUUACUUGGACAUGCUGGAAGAAGUUAACAGUGGAGCAGCAGCUACAGCCCCAGGUCAGUUAUCUCCAAUGUCUACAGGAGGAAUCAUAACACCUCCCAAAAGUACUGAGAAGAAAUGAAAUCUGAGCAAGCA